AUGCAGGAGGCUAAAAACUUAGAUUUUGCGGAACCGGGACAACAGGCCCCUGAAGAUAGCAUCGAGCUUGACAAUGGGCUGGACCCCCGUAGGUCAGGGCGACAAAGUGCUGCCAGUGUGACCUCGCUACGUUCGAGGGCGUCAGUGAAGCCGCCAGCGAAAAAUGAAAAACCCAAAUUUACACCACGGGAAACGGUCUGGCGUCGACACAUCUCUAAGGAGUAUCUGCUGCCCACCGUAAAUGGCUGGAGAUCCACGUGGACUCGGCACAAAAGGGUGCGCCGCCUCUUCCUUCUCCUAAAUCUGAGUGUUGUCGUCUGUCUCUUCAUCUCUCGCAUUGUAGCAGCCAGCAUAAUCGCUAAUCAUAUGAAGGAAGUCCGGUCAUUUACGGCCAUUCACACUCUUCCUCGAGGGGACUCUUCUGUUGAGGACAAGGAGGCCGAGAAGCUACAUUUUCUUCUCACCUGCGCCGCGGUCUACCCUAGAUGGACUGGAGUCAAGGAUUGGUACGCCGUUGAAGACAUUCCCUACGCGGCACUUCCUCGGCGAACGGCCGUACAUACGCUUAAGAAGCUUGAUCCUAACUCCAACCAAACUAGUCUAAUCUUGAGACCGAUUCUUGUCUACGUGGGUGGCGAUUCCAUGCUCUUCAACCGUCCUCGGCUCAUCUCGGCCCGAAUGGCAGCAAAAAUGGACUUCGUUUAUGUGACUAUACGCUACCGCCUUGGCGUAUUCGGAUUUUCAGACUAUCAGAUGGAUGAGGCUGGACCGAAUCAUGCGGUGGAGGAUGUGAAAAGGGCCUUGAAUUGGGUGUACGAGAACGCGGCACUCUUUGGUGGAGACGCGCGUCAAAUUACCCUCUUUGGCGAGAAUUCUGGCGCCACCAUUGCCGCCCUUCUGAUGAAUGCCCAGUUGGAGACCUUUGAGACAACCAAUACAUCACAACCAUAUCUGUUCUCCCGUCUCUGGCUGUCGGAUGGUGGACUGGUUGCCCCGCCUAAAUCCUCCGAUUUGAACCCUUUCCAGAAACUCCUUCUCUCGGAUCUGGAACUAACCGAGGCUUGCUUUAAGAAACGUCGUGAGGGCAGAAUAGUCGAGAGAACAAACGGGUCCUCUAGUUCCAUCAGCGGCAAGGUUGCAUGUCUUGAAGGCGCCAUUCCCGAUACGAAUGAUCGGGAAGCCUUAAAUGCGCGUUUCAGGGAUAUACCCAUGGUAAUUAGCUCCACCAUGGACCAGGUGGAUCUGCAUAUGUCACGCAGAAAUAAGCCUUCUGCCAAAAAUAUGACGCUUCUGGAAUUGCAGAACGAGCUGCGUGCCAGUCUUUCCACCUUGUCCUCCUCCACAGCCCAAGUCAAUUAUGUCUACUCCAUAGGCAAGGCCUACGAUGCCCUCCUGCGAACCCUAUCAAAAACGAACAUGGGUGAAGCUUUCAACGCUAUCGUGUCCGACCUUCGCAACCACCUUUAA
Dibothriocephalus latus is the source of this 1467-nucleotide messenger RNA. The record is from the annotation of a GenBank genome assembly. Lineage: Eukaryota; Metazoa; Platyhelminthes; Cestoda; Diphyllobothriidea; Diphyllobothriidae.